Pristis pectinata (smalltooth sawfish) is the source of this 4250-nucleotide messenger RNA. It is a transcript of the gene ttk, whose product is annotated as ttk protein kinase. Bases 75 to 2804 code for a protein of 909 amino acids. Lineage: Eukaryota; Metazoa; Chordata; Chondrichthyes; Rhinopristiformes; Pristidae. The transcript is spliced from 22 exons. Gene Ontology annotation, molecular function: protein binding; ATP binding; protein serine/threonine/tyrosine kinase activity. The record is from RefSeq and is a predicted model, not a curated record. Gene Ontology annotation, biological process: chromosome segregation; mitotic spindle assembly checkpoint signaling; meiotic spindle assembly checkpoint signaling. Gene Ontology annotation, cellular component: kinetochore; spindle; nucleus.
GCUCGCGGUCUGCCAGGGGGUGGCGACAACAGUCCAUCGGUGGCCAAUCGGAAUCGUCGCCGUGCCUCGAGCCAAUGGCAGGGCGUGUUGCUGAGAAGUGCGGCAAUUUUGAACGCGGGCGGUUAGGCGGCCGAGCAGCCGACGUUGUUGUUUGCAAGCGGCUUUCGGGUCUCGGUUUGCUCGUGAUGGAGGAUGAAAUUAAUGAGUCAAGGAUGCGACUUGCUCGCCUUACGAGUCGAUUAGCCUACCUUCGAACAAAACGUGGAGAAGCAAACAGAACUGAAGAGUUAAAAUCUAAUUUGGAAGUUACAGACCACACUGGUACAAUUAGACAAAUUAUGGCUGAUGGAAACUUUCCAGAGGACUGGUUUGCAUAUCUUCAGAAGGUGGAAAAGAUGGGUGAUCCACAAACUAACGAGAGCCUAUUAAAUAGGCUUAUAGAGCUAUAUGAUGAUGCAGUUGCUGCCCUAUCAGUUGAGAAACAUCAUGCAAAUGAAUGUUAUGCUCGCAUCUUAACCUCUUUUGCGAAGCUUAAAAGUUUUGUAGAUAUGGAUGAAGCACAGGAGCAGUUCAACCUGGCUCGAGUCAACUGUAAGAAAUUUGCUUUUGUGCAUGUAGCAUAUGCGCAGUUUGAGCUGGAUCAAGGCUCUGUUCGGAAGUGUAGAAGCAUUCUUCAGAAAGCAUUGGAUAUCAAAGCAAAACCACUAGAACUAUUGGAAGUUGCUUUUCAAAACUUGAAUCAGGGGAAAGCACAGCUUGUGUUAUGUGACGAUUGGGAUAAAGAAAAUGUAUCUGUGCCUGUGAUUAAAACUACACCAAGCACUAAUAAUGUUGAAAUAAACAAGGUCAGGAAAAACAGCAAUUGCUCUGGAGAAUUACACUUUGAUCCUGUUCCAUCACUGAGAGCUGAUGUGGACAACUUGACUGAAGAGAAUGAUAUAUCAUUAUUGGAGCAGAAAACAGUCAAGCCGCUGAAAAACAGCAGUGGUACCAAGAUCUUGCAAGCAGAUGGUGCCCCCUUUCAGCCAACAAUAAAUGAAGCAGUGAGUGGCUCAAGGAGAAUGGAUGUUUCUUCCAUAAAGAUCCAAACCUGUUCAACAAAACCAGCACAAGCUCAGUUGUCUGCAUUACCUCAAGCAGAUUUAUGUGCCUUUGACUUGAAGUACAGUUCAUGUGGUGUCAAUUUCUUAGAUUCGCAAAGUCCAACAGAUGGCAGUGAAAAUAACUCCCCCAGCUUUUCCUGUGGCAGACCAUUUACUUUAAAAAAGCCAGGAGCAAUUCCUGAUCAAAUUAAGGUACAAUAUAACAAAUCUGACCAUCUUAAAGAAAAGGAGUUGGAGGAACUUAAGGUGCACAAUGUUGGUGUGAUAAAGAAACAAGAAUGCCCUGCUGCAGAAGCUGUGAAGGGGAAAGAGAUAUUUGGCAAUGGUUUCAGUCACAUGUCACCUGAGACAAGUGAAGCACCACUGAAGAAGGCUGGUGUAAUGCUUGCUCCAAAGAAAUUUCCAUCCACUAAAAGUGCAGUUUCAAAAGUGUCUGUUUGUCAGACACCGAACACCAAAGUGCCUCAUUACUAUGCAGGCAGUUCACAGACACCAAUUGUGAGCAAAUCUGCAAUGGCACAGGUUUCAACUCCAAACAAUUUUACACCUGUUUCCCAAUCUUCCAUUAAUUUUCCACCUAAUGCAGCAACACCACAACAACCUGGUCAGUUUCAACAGUAUGGAUCUUCUCAAUUUCUGCCACAGUUGGGGGUUUCGGGGACAUUUUCCACCGAUGAAAGUAUUGUAGUUAAAAAGAAAAUCUACUCUAUAAUAAAAUUACUGGGAACAGGAGGAUCAAGUAAGGUGUACCAAGUUCUAGAUCAGAAGAAACAACUGUAUGCUAUUAAGCAAGUGAAUCUAGAAGAUGCAGAUGAACAGGCAAUAGCUGGCUACAAGGAUGAAAUUGAAUACUUGAAACGCCUACAACCACACAGUGACAAGAUAAUCAAGCUUUUUGAUUAUGAGAUCACAGAUAAUUAUAUCAACAUGGUAAUGGAAUGUGGUAAUAUAGACUUGAACACUCUGCUGCGAAGAAAAAAGGUCAUCAAUCCACUGGAGCGCAAACUAUAUUGGGAAAACAUGUUGGAAGCCGUUCACACAAUUCAUCAGCAUGGUAUUAUUCAUAGUGACCUGAAACCAGCUAAUUUUCUGAUGGUUGAGGGAAUGCUGAAGUUGAUAGAUUUUGGCAUUGCAAACGAGAUACAACCAGAUGUGACCAGUAUCAGUAAAGAUGCAUUGGUGGGCACAUUAAAUUUUAUGGCACCUGAAACCAUUAAGGAUAUUUUCUCCAAUGGUGAAAGCAGACAUAAGUCAAAGAUUAGUCCGAAGAGUGACGUAUGGUCUCUGGGCUGCAUCUUAUACUACAUGACUUAUGGAAAGACUCCAUUUCAGCACCUUACAAACCAGAUCAGCAAGCUGCAGGCUAUUACAGACCUAAACCAUGACAUUAAAUUCCCUGCUAUUGCAGAAAAGGAUCUUCUUGAUGUACUGAAGAAAUGCUUGCUCCGGAAUCCUAAGGAAAGGAUAUCUAUUGCAGCGCUGCUUGAUCAUCCUUAUGUACAUCUCCAGGUUCAACAGCAAUCAGUAAUGGAACCCAACAAGGAAUCCAGAAAAGAGAUGCAUCAUAUCUUGAGUCAGUUGGUGGCUUUGAAUUCUCCAAACAGCAUCACAAGGGCAACCAGAGCCUUAUGGGAACAGUGUAACAAUGGUCAUGAUCUUGAUGUAUCUGCUUUUAUGAAGCCAUCCCAGCACCAUUUGUAGCAGAUAUAAUGUUGCAUUCCUCCAAGGAAAAAUCUGGAUCAAGCCAGAGAAAAGCAGAUUCCUAAGACUGGGACUUUGGAUCUUGCAACUAAAAGAAGAUGUAGAGCAAUAGAACAUUGAUAAGAUGUUGCUUGUUUGUGUAUAUCUAGCCUGUUGUGUGUAACAUCAUAGCAUCUUGUCUAGAAAAUGUUUACCCUUUAUCUGUGGUAGUACAAGUGUGUAAGACUGUGCUGAUCUAAAGGGGAAGGACUGAAAUAGCAACCACAGCUUACUAAUAAUUUUUUUAAAAAAUGCAUAAUUCAUGGUGUUUUCAAAUAAUCUGAUAACACGUGUCUUUUUUUUCCCAAGCACUUCUAGGUUUAGAAGUCCAGGCUGGAAAAAUGUUCACUCUAUUCCAUUAAUCUUGGAAAACCAGUUGCUACUGCACGUGCCUGUUACUUUUACAUUUUACAUUACCUUCUAGAUCUCCUGAAAAAUAAUUUUGGGCAGAGUUCCUAUUCUUGGAGCUAAGUAGGGGCCAUCCAAACUCAUUCACAUACAGCUACCAGAGAUUUGCAUUUCAAUCUUUUUCAGUUGGAGUUUAACACAAGUACCAGAGUUGCAAAGAAAAAAUUCUAACCCAUUGUGUCACUUUUACAUUUGAAGCUUCAGAGCCUGAAAUUGGUUUGAUCGACCAUUUGGUAUUUGAGGUGUGCAAAUAUAAAUUUUUGUGCCUGUACAGUGUUUUCUUUUAUAUAAGAUCGACAUCUGUGAUGCACUUCCCAGCUAACACUAUACGCAACGCUGAAUUAAUCUGUAAAUACUUUUGAACUAUACCAUUUAUUAAAGUUGAUCCAUGCUAGAUAUAUAUGUACUCUUGUAUUUAAAAAAAAAAGGGCAACUCUUGGCUCCAAGUAUAAGCUGUGAUUUAGCUGAUUGCAAUUGUUACUGAUGUACAUGGCCUAAUUUGUAAAUGCAAAUAAAAAAGUGCAAGAAAGUGCAAUGUACUUCAAACAAAGAAGUUGCCCGAGGUGAAUUUGCCCUAAAUGUUCUGUGUAAUGGUAAUAGUUUUAUCCUCUAUUAGCUAUUUCUUGUGAAACUUGCAAAAAUUGAAGAGAUAUGAUUUAGUCAUUGAAAAUUUGAGUAAUUUGUGAUAACUGUUUAAAUUGAUGCCUUUAGGAGAGAAGAGGUAUAAAUGUGUCAAAAUUUAAAUUUAACUACUUAUCUUGUACUUUUUUCCCUCCAUUUAAGCAACAGGUAAUACCAAUAAUUGGCAUUGAAUUGCAGUGCAAAUGUAACACCAGUGAAGAAUUAACAAUUUGUGGCCACAUUUGCUUCAAAAGAUAUUAAUCCUGUUUUAAAAGAUUCCCUGUUACUUCGUGCAAUUUAUUUCUCACCUUAAAAAAUGUAAAUUGGUAGCUAAAAUAUUCAUAUUCCAAUUAAAACGAUCAGCUAUUACCUUUUCCU